Paramecium primaurelia is the source of this 793-nucleotide messenger RNA. NCBI's taxonomy places the organism in Eukaryota, Ciliophora, Oligohymenophorea, Peniculida, Parameciidae. The record is from the annotation of a GenBank genome assembly.
AUGUUUCGAAUAAAAUAUGAAACAGAAAAGGAAAUUUUAAGGAUACAAGAAGAAAAUGAAGCUAAUUUAAUUUAAGAAAACAAUUAAAGUUAAAAAAAAUGUGGUCAGAAAUCACUUAUAGUCAUGCUAUUUAAAAAUUGAAUGAUCUGAAUAGACACAUGGAAAUAGACCUUUAAGAAUGAUUUAUACAUAACUGAUUAAUUAAACAGAAAAAUGAGAUUAAGGAUGAAUAAGCGUUUGUUAUAAAAAAAAAAAAUCAAAGAUAAGAUAUUGUUGGUUUAAAGAAAAACAGCUGAAAGAAUAAUGAGAGCAACAGAAAGAAAGAUUCGACUUGAAUAUGAUUCAUUUGUGAUAAAGAGAACAUAAGGUUUAUAAAUAAAAAAGAAUAAAACUUAAAAUUUUUGAAGAAUUAGAAAAAUUAUUAAAAGAUAAGAAUGAAUAUAUAGUUGAAAAGGAAGCCAAAAUUAAUUAAUUAUUUUAAAAAUUUGAAGAAUAAGAGAAGAAAUUUGCAAGUUUGUUAAAAUAGAUUGAUAAUUAUAAAGUUACUCAACAAUUAGAAGUAUGUAUUACUAUAGUAUCAAAAUAUGGAAAGAAAUCGGAUAUUGAAAUAUAGGUUUCAAUGCUGGAUCCAAGAGUUGAAUUAUUUGAAUUUAAACUAUCAGAAAUGAUAUAGUAAAAAGAUGAAAUAAAAGAAGAAUUAAAAUUAUUACAUAAAAGCUUUGGAAGAUAAGAUUAAAAGUUUAAAUUGACCAAAAUAAAAAUAAGAAGUUUUAUUAUUAUUAAUCUAAAUUGA